CACCGGCCGGCGCUCGCCGCGCAGUGGUGAUCCGAGCGGCGCGGCGGCGGGUCGGCCGACUGGUGACGGGCGCUGUCCCUGGUGACGGAGCGAGUUCAGCCGCUGGUGACAGAGCGGGUGCUGUGGCGGCAGUCAGUGCGCGGAGAGUGCUGCUGUGUGGCGAGGACAGGCCGCGCCGCACCAGUCACCGCAGGCGGGCGAUGCAGGCAGCAAAGGCGAGUCGGAGUCUUCUCUAGCGCGGAGCCGACAGGAGCGCCGGAGAUGGUGGCGCCGCGGUCGGCCGUGCUGGCCGCGCUGCUGGUGCUGCUGGUGGCCGUCGGGGCCGCGCCGCAGGCCGGAGACGGGCUGGAAGAAGUCGUCGUAGAAGACGGGGCUGGGUCGGUCAGGGCGGCAGAAUCCGAGAUCGCCUACACUGCUGAGGCUCGAGAUGAGCGGGCGAGCUCGACGUCCGAGAUCGUGAAGCCGCAGUGCGACCGUCAGGACGCGUGCUUCUGCGAGGCGAUGCCGGCCGGCUCGUUCAAGCUGUUUUGCACGCACCCGCUGGACUUUACGUUCCGGUUCACGUACGUGGCGCCGACGGAGCUGUCGCCGGCCUCGAUCGUCAUCUGGUGCGACCCGCUGCGGAUGCGCCGCGAGCACUACGACCACCUGUUCACGUACGGCAUGCGGCUGGGCGCCGUGCACACGGUUGUGUUCAACUUGUGCCUGCUGCCGGCCGGGCCGCUGGCAGACUUCCUCGGCCGGCUGGGCGUCACCGGCCUGCAGCGGCUCACCGUCGCCUCGCACGCCAUCCUCAACGACACCAUCGAGGGCGACUUUCUGGACGGCGUCAACGCCACCACCGUCCAGCUGACCGAGGUGUCGCGCAUCCAGCUGCACGACCACUUCCUGGCGUCGCUGGGCCAGCUGGAAUCGCUGACGAUGACGGGCGGCGCGCUGCAGCUGCCGGGCGCUCUGUUCCGACACACGCCGCGGCUCGGUCGGCUCGGACUCACCGACAACCGACUGCACUCGCUGCCCGAAGGCCUCUUUGACGGCCUGACGCAGCUCACGCAGCUCGGCCUCGGCAAGAACCGGCUGCGGCAGCUGACACGCCGCCACUUCCGCGAUCUGGGCCGGCUCGAGUGGCUCGAUCUGUACGUCAACGAGCUGGAGACACUGCCGGUGGAUGUGUUCGCGCCGCUGCACAGCCUCCACACGCUGCGCAUGGAGGACAACCCGCUGCGGACGCUGCCAGACGGCCUGUUCGCCGGCACGCCCGAGCUGCGCAAGCUGCUGAUGAAUGGCGGCACGCUGCGCGGCGGUCAGCUGCGCCGACUGCCGGCCGGCGUGUUCCGCGGCCUGGCCAAGCUGGACAUGCUGAUGCUGCACCAGCUGGGCCUGGAGGAGCUGCCCGCCACGCUGUUCGCCAACCUGACAUCGCUGGCCAACCUGACGCUGGACCGCAACCGGCUGGAGACGCUGCCCGACACUGUGUUCGCCGACCUCUCCAACCUGCGCAACCUGGACCUGCACGGCAACCGGCUGCGGCGGGUGCCGGCGCGCCUGCUGCAGGGCCUCGGCCAGCUGGACACGCUCUACCUGGACCGGAACGGGCUGGCCGCGCUGCCGGACGACCUGUUCACCUCCACCCCGCACCUGGAGCGGCUCUUCCUUCGACACAACAACCUGACGCUCCUGACGCCGCGCGCGUUCGCUGGACUGCGGACCGGCCUCCGCCUGCUGCAGCUCGAUCACAACCAGCUGGUGCUCGACGGCACCACCUUCAAGGAGAUGCCGCAGCUUCAGGAGCUGCACCUGGCCAACAACCGCAUCGACCGCAUCACCGACGACGUCAUCAUCAAUCUGAUGCAGCUGCGCCUGUUGGACCUGCGCAACAACCAGCUGAAGAACAUCACCUUCAACGACUUGAACUUCCUGUGCACAGACGCACGGAUUGACCUCAGCUUCAACCAGAUCACGACCGUUUCGCUGGAGCCCUUCGGCGUGGUGCAGGCGGCCGUAAUGAGCAACGAUCGACGCCGGCCAAACACGAUCGUUCUGCGCGGCAACCCAGUGCUCUGUGACUGCCACCUAGUCUCGCUGUGGAACUACCUGGCCGGCACGGGACCGCUGGCGGCGCACCGCGAUAAGCUGGACGAGCUGUUCCGGCUGGACGUGGACGGACUGCAGUGCGCCGGCCCCGACCGGCUGGCCGGCCAGCCGCUGACCGGCGUGCCCUCGGCCGACCAGCUGCUCUGCCCGCUCAUCGACGACUGUCCGGCCGGCUGUCAGUGCAGCGAGCAGCGCAGCGAGCGCCUAGUGCUGGUCACGUGCGCCGCGCUGCCGGCCGGCGCGCCACUGCCUACCGUGUUGCCACACAUCGCGGGCUACAACGUCAGCCUGCACCUGGAGGGCGCCGGCCUGCGGCGGCUCACCGACCUCUCUAAUACCUCGGCCGUCAUCUCCGAGCUCCACCUCAGCCGUAACAACCUGACCAGCGUGCCCGUCACCUACCUGCCGCCCUCCCUGCGCCUCCUCAGACUCGACCACAACAACCUGACAAACGUCUCGGAGCCGCUGCUGGGCCACCUACAGCAGGCCGGGGCCCGCGUCUGGCUGGGCAACAAUCCGUACCGGUGCGACUGCGACCUGCUGCCGCUGCACCGCUUCGUGCUGCUGAGCGCCAAUAACGGCUCCGGAUCCGUGCAGGACGUGUCGGCGGUACGGUGCGACGACAGCGCCAACCGCACCCUGCUCGAGAUGAAGCCGGACGAGGUGUGUCCGUCGCGGCUGGCCAUGGUGAUCGCCGCGUGUGUGGCGGCCACCGCGCUGGCCAUGUGCGCGCUCGUGGCCGCCGUGAUCUACUACAACUACCGCGACACCAUCAAGGUGUGGCUGUACGCGCACGGCCUCUGCAUGGCGCUCGUCUCCGAGGAGGAGCUCGACACGGACAAAAAGUAUGACGCGUUCGUCAGCUACUCACACCUGGACGAGGAGUUUGUGGUGGAACAGCUCGUGCCGGAGCUGGAGCGCGGCGACCCCAAAUACACGCUGUGUCUGCACUUCCGCGACUGGCUGGCCGGAGAAUUUAUCGCGGACCAGAUCCAGGACUCUGUGCAGGAUUCGCGCCGCGUUAUCGUCGUUCUGUCCAAGAACUUUAUUCAGAGCGACUGGGGUCGGAUGGAAUUCCUCACCGCCCACAAGCAGGCGCUGAGCGAGCGGCGCAACCGCGUCAUCCUGGUGGUGUACGGGGAGCUGCCCGAGCCGUCCGCCAUGGACCCCGAGCUGCGCUCCUACAUCAGCCUCAACACGUACCUGCAGUGGGGCGACCCGCUCUUCUGGCAGCGGCUCCGCUACGCGCUGCCGCACAAGGGCCGCCGCAUGAAGAAGUCGGCCCGCCGCCGGCGACUCACCUCCGACAAACUGGGCCUGAUCCUGAGCGCAGGCGGCCUGAGCUCAGCCGGCUCCACGCCGGCCGUCACGCCCACCGUGGAGAUGCCGGCCACGCCGCCGGACGGACACCUCAACGGCUGCUUCGUCGGCGACAAGCUGCCGACCAUCUCCGAGAGUCGGCUGAGGGAGCAGCGCGCCGCGGACAACGCUGUCUAGGCGGCAGGACCGCACCGGCGGCCAGCGGGGCCGGAGGGCGACCAAAGGGGGCGGCAGCGCCGUGACCGAGUGCGGCGUCUGGCGCCUGCGGUGACGCUCACGGAGGCUCCCCGGGGCCGGACACGCCGCCGAUCUCAGUCUGACCCGGUCCCAGCAGCGCGCACCCGGAGCGCGCGAGCGCCGGUACCAGCUGGUCAGUCCAGCCGCCGCCCGCUGCCCGAGGCGCGCAGUCGGCGUCGGUCGCCGCUCGGACAGCCAGGAUGUGGUGCGGGUGAAGCCCCUCCCACGCUGUGGCGCGCGCUAUCGCCGCCGGCCGGCCAUGUCGGUGGCUGUGCAGGGGAGAGGCCCACCGAGCGCGCGCCGGCCGGCCGGCCGCCGUCUCUCUGCAUACACAUCUACUGGUGACGGCCGGCCGCCGGUGUCGAUAAGGACUCGCCGGCCCGACCGAUGGCGGCGCCCCUUCCUGGUGUACAAAUACGGGGGCCCUCGCGGCCACCAUUCACUUGUGAUUCCGUGUUUAUAUCGUCGUGCAGUGUAUUCGCAGUGACCGACUGAUUUCGCAGUGAUGCUCAAUGCGUCUCAUAUGCCUGUUUGUACAGACCAUGAUCGCCGUUCACCGUUCAAUAAAUGUGUCCACAAGAAGUA
Amphibalanus amphitrite is the source of this 4236-nucleotide messenger RNA. RefSeq names its product protein toll-like (gene Tl). NCBI's taxonomy places the organism in Eukaryota, Metazoa, Arthropoda, Thecostraca, Balanomorpha, Balanidae. The record is from RefSeq and is a predicted model, not a curated record. The transcript has 2 exons. Gene Ontology annotation, cellular component: membrane. Bases 262 to 3591 code for a protein of 1109 amino acids. Gene Ontology annotation, biological process: immune response; toll-like receptor signaling pathway. Gene Ontology annotation, molecular function: transmembrane signaling receptor activity; protein binding.